AUGGGAGGCAAAGGAGAAAGCAAAUGUCAUCGAAAGGGAAAGACGAAGAGGCCUGUGAAACGCGAAGAAAAUCCACCUCAUCGGCGCUUUAAAUGUCAGCUGGCCCAAAGGCAAAAGUCCCGGACCUCUCAAAGCCUGUCAAACAAAUCAUCGUGUCGAGCUGAGCAGAACGUCCGGAAUACGGCAACGCGAGUGAAAUUGUGAUACCCGAAUAUCUAUAUUGACUCUAGUGACUCUAGAAUGGAAAGAUUUGGUAUUCCGCGUGGUAAGCGUCCCCGAGUGCAAGUUUCAUUGGACGACAAGGAGCGAGCCAUAGCCCGAAUCCGGGGUGGUGAAACCAAGGCCGGAAUAUCCCGCGAAUUGGGUGUUCCGGAGUCCACGGUUCGCGGUUGGGUGAAACGAGCUGAGCAGCGGAUGGCCCGAGACACAGUUAGCCAAACGGGUACUGCCAACUAUCCCUCAAUCCUGGCCAUGACCCUGGCCAAACCGCAAGUAACCAUCAGCACAAAAUCGUCGGCAUCGUCUGUGAUUUCCAAAUCAUCAUACUCAUCGCCACCGCUGGAUUUGAAACCCCUGAAACGGCCGCAGAAACGAAACAUUAAUGGUCAUCCGGUAACACGCUCCCAGGAUUCAGUAGAGGAUUCAGCAGCUACAUCCAUCCCCAUCCCCGUUCCCAUUCCGAUGCCCCUUCCUGUGCCGCCAAUGGUUUCGCCUGACAGUGAGCAACAGAUGAGCGCUUGGUUGCAUAUAUUCAAUGCUGGAAUUCUGAACUUCACUCUGAUUGCCUCCGCUGCAGUGCUUCAGGCUCGCUCGCGUGGUUUGUCGGAUCGCCUGCCGUUGUGGGAAAUUAUCACGGAUUUUGUCGAUGAAGCCGAACGUAAUGUGAAUGUAAACGGGGGUCGGUACCUCGAGGUACAGCCGGCGACAGGACACGCGAGUUCCAGGCAACGCCCAGUGCGAGUGCCCAAGAAGGUGAAUUCGUAUCGCAGGAACUCCAAGGCACCACCGGCUCAUAUUACCGCCGAAGAUGACGAAGACUCCUACACGGACGCCGAUGUGCCACACUGAUCUCCCAUGGAAUGCUCUGGGAACGCACUCUCUGGACAAGAAGGAUUAGAAGAGGCUAUUAGCAUAUACAUAAGAUAUUUAAUCCUUUUUUU
Molecule: messenger RNA, 1160 nt
Organism: Drosophila mauritiana
Lineage: Eukaryota; Metazoa; Arthropoda; Insecta; Diptera; Drosophilidae
Exons: 3
Coding region: 241-1068 (275 amino acids)
Molecular function (GO): DNA binding
Source: RefSeq, a predicted model, not a curated record